Anopheles cruzii is the source of this 1364-nucleotide messenger RNA. Its product is annotated as serine protease inhibitor 77Ba. NCBI's taxonomy places the organism in Eukaryota, Metazoa, Arthropoda, Insecta, Diptera, Culicidae. The transcript is spliced from 5 exons. The coding region runs from base 8 to 1294 and encodes 428 amino acids. The record is from RefSeq and is a predicted model, not a curated record. Gene Ontology annotation, molecular function: serine-type endopeptidase inhibitor activity.
CAACACCAUGGGACGGCUAGUGAGCGGAUGUGCGGUCGUUUGUUUGCUGAUAACAUUAACGGGAGCCCAGCAGCAGCAGCAGCCUGGGGUGGUCCCAUCGAGUGUGGUGGAUACCGGAGUGGCACAGCUACAGCGAAGUUCGCAAAAAUUUGCCCUUCAGUUUUACCAGCACGUUACGGAGUUGGUCGAUGUCAAUCCGAAUGUUACGACGACCAACAUCAUCGUGUCGCCGUACUCGGCCUGGAACCUGUUGGCAAUCAUAACGGAGGGCGCUUCCGGGCAAACGCUGAAGGAACUGCUGGAAGCGCUUAAUGUCGAGGAGCAACUGCAAAUCCGGACACUAUACAAACCGUAUACAGAGAGCUUUAAUUUUCACAGCAACGAUGUGGAGCUGUCUUCGGCACAGUACGUAGUAACCGACGAGAAUCGCCCGGUGGCGAAGGAUUUUGAGUCGACAUUGGAGCACUUCUACGACCCGAGGGUACUGCAGCCGAUGAACUUUGCCAAUAUCCAGCAAACGUACCAGCGUAUCAAUGAGUUGGUCUCAAAGGCGACAAAUGGAAAUAUCCCGAACGCAAUACAGAAGAGCGAUCUGGAGGAAGCCAAACUGGUCAUGCUUUCGGUGCUCUUUUUUAAGGGUCAAUGGACGCUUCCCUUCAAUCGUUCGUUCACGACGCAAGUGCCGUUCUAUGAUGAAAACGAUCAAACGAUCGGUAUGGUGGACAUGAUGUUUCAGCGAGGCAUUUUCCCGUUCGCUGGCUACAAGGAACUGGAAUCGCAAAUACUCGAGCUACCGUACGGGGCCGACAAGCGUCUCAGUAUGCUGCUCGUCAUGCCGCGGAAGGGUGUACCGUUACUGGAGGUGAUCCGGAAGCUGGCAAACUAUAAUAUGGACCACGUGUUCCAGAAACUCGAUCGAAGCUUAAUCGACUUUGAUGACGACGAAGUUGAGGUGCAUUUGCCGCGGUUCGAGUUUAACUCCGACUUUAACCUAAUACCGGUGCUGAAACAGAUGGGAGUCAACGAAGCGUUCGACUCGGGGUACGCCAACUUUAGCAAGAUUUCCGAGCUAAAUGCAAUCUUCGUGAGCAGCGUCAUACAGCAGUCCAAAAUAAUUGUCAACGAGGAGGGAACCACGGCGGCCGCAGUAACGGUUGGUGUGUUUGCGAACAAAGCUACGCCACCGCGCUUUUUGGCCAACCGACCGUUCGGCUUCAUGAUUGUGGAUCGACCGCAACGAACAAUACUGUUUGCGGGACAGGUGAAGAAGCCCACCCUGGUGCAAAAUGCAUAAGACGCCCGGGAUGAUCGUGUGCAAUUCUUUCUUCCCAAACUACGUACAGAAAGUUUGAGCCAGCUUUCAA